Messenger RNA from Vigna angularis (adzuki bean), 1386 nucleotides. RefSeq lists its product as uncharacterized. The coding region runs from base 1 to 1386 and encodes 461 amino acids. The transcript is spliced from 4 exons. NCBI's taxonomy places the organism in Eukaryota, Viridiplantae, Streptophyta, Magnoliopsida, Fabales, Fabaceae. The record is from RefSeq and is a predicted model, not a curated record.
AUGGAGAAACAGGUUUAUGUACGGCAUUCAUGCAGGACAAAAUACUUGGCACAUGUGAACACAUUAUUAACAGAUGUGCAAAAGACAUUGAUACAAACAACUCCUUUUGCAUGGCUAUUGUCCAUUGAUGUGGAUGCCAAAAUGAGUAGGACACUACUUUUAGAAUUGUGUAGUAGAUGGUCAGAGAGGAGGGGCGGGUUUGAAGUUAGGUCUGUCUUUAUUCCAUUCACCAAGUUAGACCUUUGUUUAGGUUUAGGGGUUAGGGUUAAUGGAGAGAUGUUUAAGUUGUUUAAAGACGAAGUUGAUUGUCAUACUAGGAGAUUGUUUGACACAAUUGAUGUAAGUGUUCAUAAUGUUUAUGAAGAAAUUCAAAAGCAUAUAAAAGGGGAUGAAGUAAGUGAUGUUUGUAGAUUAUAUUUAUUGUUAGGGUUGAGUGAGUUUUUCUUCCCAAAUAGAGGUGGAAAAGUUCCCUUAGGUUUAUUUGAAUUAUUAGAUGAUUUAUCCUGUAUUGGAAAAUAUAACUGGGGGCGUGUUAUUUAUGAGUAUUUGGUUUCUAGUUUGUGUGAUGUUGCACUGUGUGUGGGAAAGAGACAAAACAGAUCACACUGUCAUGUGGUUGGUUGUGUAUUUGCAUUACAGAUCUGGGCAAUGGAACAUGUUUUGUACGGUCAGAAGAAGUUGGCUAAAACAAAUAGUUGUUUACCUAGAAUCCUUCAUUGGAUACAUGUUAAAGUUGGUGAAGCAGAAAUUGAGAAAGCCUUUCUGUGUAAUGAAGUGAUUACCGAGAUAUAUGUAAGCAAUGAAGAGAUGUGUACUGAAAUAGUCAAAGAAGGCUUAGAUGGUCAUCACAAUGCUGGAUUGAAGGAGAACUUGCAAAGGCGAUCUAUGGCUGAUAUUGUGGCAGAAAAUGAAGCUUUGGUUGCUAUCAUUGUUGACCAAGAGGCAUCCAUUGGCAAGCUGGAGAAAAUGGUUGACAACCUGGCAAUGGUUGUUGCACAAAAGCGGCAACAAUUUGAUGAUGUUACGAAUUCAAAUUCGAAUAAAAAGUGUGACAUGUUAGUUCAUGAAUUUGGGACAAGUAGUUCACAGGAACAUUAUGAGGUAGAAGUAUCAUCUAUUGGGAAGUCAAAUUCAAAGAAAGAGUCAGAGAUUGAAGGUGAUCGUGUGGAUAAGUCCAAUUCUGAGAAUGUUUUUGAUGUUACACCUGCUGUUGGAAAAAGUUUCAUUGAAAAUGAUGGUGAUGUUUUAGGUCAUGCAGAGAUGGAUACUGAAAAAUCUGACAUCUACACGCGUUUAAAAGCUCAACCUAGGAAGUGUGUUAGAAGUGUUCUUCUGAAAACCCCUUGGACAAGAUUAGAUAGGAAAAAUCAUAGGCGCAUUGUAUAG